Molecule: messenger RNA, 3021 nt
Organism: Python bivittatus (Burmese python)
Lineage: Eukaryota; Metazoa; Chordata; Lepidosauria; Squamata; Pythonidae
Gene: RIOK2
Product: RIO kinase 2
Biological process (GO): maturation of SSU-rRNA; protein phosphorylation
Cellular component (GO): cytosol; nucleus; preribosome, small subunit precursor
Molecular function (GO): protein serine/threonine kinase activity; ATP binding
Source: RefSeq, a predicted model, not a curated record
GGAGCGCGCAUGCGUAUCCCAAAUAACGAGACGAGACUUGCGUGUUGGGCGAAAUUCAGCUGGCGCUUCACGUUGUGCUGUCGGGGAGUAUCUGGACGGCGCCAUGGGAAAAUUGAACGUAGUUUUACUCCGAUACCUUUCCCGGGAUCACUUUAGGGUCCUCACUGCGGUAGAAAUGGGCAUGAAGAAUCAUGAAAUAGUCCCUCCUAGUUUGAUUGCCUCCAUUGCCAGUCUUAAACAUGGGGGUUGUAACAAAAUUCUGAAAGAAUUAACAAAACACAGGCUUGUAGCUUAUGAACGAACUAAAACUGUCCAAGGUUAUCGAUUAACUAAUGGAGGAUAUGAUUACCUUGCCUUGAAAACACUGACUUCUCGAGAAGUUAUCUGUUCUGUUGGGAACCAAAUGGGUGUUGGAAAAGAAUCAGAUAUUUACACUGUUGCAAAUGAAAAGGAAGAGCAGCUUGCGUUAAAAUUGCAUAGGCUUGGAAGGACAUCCUUUCGGAACUUGAAAAACAAGCGUGAUUACCAUAAACACAGACACAAGAUGUCAUGGCUCUACCUCUCACGUCUUGCUGCAACGAAGGAAUUUGCCUGUAUGAAGGCUUUGCAUGACAGAAAGUUUCCUGUUCCAAAACCAUAUGACUACAACAGACAUGCAGUAGUAAUGGAACUUGUCAAUGGUUACCCACUAUGUCAGGUACAUCAUCUUGAAGACCCUGCCUCCCUAUAUAAUGAGUUAAUGGAAUUAAUUGUAAAACUUGCCAACCAUGGCUUGAUCCAUGGUGAUUUUAAUGAAUUCAAUCUCAUGUUGGAUAAUAAAGACCAGGUUACGAUGAUUGAUUUCCCACAGAUGGUGUCAACCUCUCACCCCAAUGCUGAAUGGUAUUUUGACAGAGAUGUGAAAUGUAUCCGUGAUUUCUUCAUGAAGCGCUUCAGCUAUGAAAGUGAACUAUAUCCAACUUUCAAGGAUGUUAGGAAAGAGUGUUGUCUUGAUGUUGAAAUUUCAGCCAGCGGUUACACCAAAGAAAUGCAGGAAAAUGAUGGACUACUUUACUUGGAUUGCCCUCAAUAUGAGAGCCUUAAAACUGAGACUUUUUCUGAUGUGCAUGAUCCAGAAGGAGAGAGAGCUUCAUGUAACGGCAUAGAUCAAAUGACUGAUGGAAACUUCAUAGAUGAGAUAAAAGAAGCUUCAGAAGCUUUGUUGCAAACCACUGAGGAAGAGAGUGUAGGUGAAAGUGAAGACAGUUUAGAUUUGCAGGGAUUCAGCUGUGCCUUACAGCAGGUUGAAGGACACAUUAUUAUGACUGAAGAGGAGUCUGACCCUGAAAGCUCUGCCAUUGAUUUUUCUGGUGAUAAAAAGAACAUCGAAAAUUCCACCCAGUUGGAAGAUCAAGCGGGUCAUGAAGAAGACGCUGCUGACAAAGAAUAUGAAAAUGAAUGCCCUGGUCUGGUUGACUUAUCUACAUUAAACAGAGAAUUUAGACCUUUCAGGGAUGAAGAGAGCCUGUUUCAUGUCAAUCAGCACAGGACAAGAACUACUAGUGUGACUUCAAUACAGAGUACUGCAAGCCACUCAACAAUUCCUCCUGAACUGGUAAAACAGAAGGUAAAGCGCCAACUAAAUAAGCAACAAAAAGCUGCUUUCAGACGGCGACUGCAGAAAGGAGAAGCUAACAUUUACACCAAACAACGGCGAGAACACAUGUACAAUAUCAAAUCAAGUUUGGAUUCAGCUAGCUUCUGGGAAUGACAUCCUAGGGAAACAUUUAUCCUUUUUCUCCCACCUCACAAAUCAAAUAAAAUUUGAUUUUAAUGGACUCAUUAAAUAAUGGCUCAUUUACCUCAUUAUGUUAUUUGUAUAAUGACAUCACAGCACAAAUGAUGUCAGUUGCUGUGGAAAUUUGGUCCAUUACUUACAAAGUCCAUUAUAUCAAGAUUUCAUUGAAAUGUCAUAUUGUGUUCUUGUAUCCUGAGUGUAGUUUUAAAAAAUUCCUAAAAUCAAAUAAAUCAAGCUGUAAGGGUAUUCAGAAAAUAGGUGUAGGACUGGUCUAAACCCAUAGGCUGAAUCAAUGUGGUUAAUUUUUUAAGCCAAUCCAUAGCUUGGUUAACACAAAUUGCUACUUAAUUAAUUUCACUGUGCUUAAAUUGCCUUGGAGUCUAUGCAGUAGUUGAUAUAAAACUUUCAGUGAUGCUUGGAUUUCAGAGUUUGACAAAUUUAACAGUUCUUGCACAAAUAUAAAAAUUUUAAACCUAAAGUUCUUUUUACCACAUCCCAAAGGUUGCAUAUAUAAACCCCAUCCAAACUGUGACAGGUAAUGAAAAUGAUCUUGCACAGACCUUGCAAGAACAUUUCAAAAAGGUCUGUGCUACUGCUAAUAAUUUUUCCUAUAUUUAUUCAACAACUUACUAAAUAGCCUAUUACCAAAAGUCCUGAGCCCUGUAGGUAGGCUUAUUUAGCCAAAAUGUUGUAUCUUUAGAAUAUAAGAAAAGUAGUAGGCAUGCUUGAUCUAAUCUACCAUCAUUUAGGGGAAAAAAAUAAUAUAGAAGUUUGAAAGCAUCCCAAAGAAUAGUUGAAAAUAUUUUUUUUUAAUUCUGGGUUUUGGAAAAACAUUACAGAAUAGAAUAUUAAAAAGUAAGCCCAUUUAGUAGAUAAGAAUUUAAGACAGAUAAAAGGCUCAGUGGAAUAAGAACUUAGAUCACUCAUUUAAAAAGUUAUACGUGUAACAGGAAAUAUUGUGUUAUUGUACAGUCAUUGUUAUUUUUGUUUUAUGACUACCUAUUGACCUUUAAGAACUUUGUACUAAGAGUGUUUCUAUUUCAGAAAAAACACGUUAAAAUUAUCUGAUGUUUUGAGAAAUAAUCAACUUUUAGGUGGUAUUAAUUCCUACAGUUAUCCAGAAUUUUAUUAUGCACAGUUUUAUCAUGUGAUACAACAAUUUCUAAUUUCUAACCAGCCAUUGUGCUAGCUUGUAGUUCAGUAGCAUCCCAGGAAAUAAACCAAAGAAACCAUGACUAACUUCA